Messenger RNA from Amoebophrya sp. A25, 2162 nucleotides. The record is from the annotation of a GenBank genome assembly. NCBI's taxonomy places the organism in Eukaryota, Dinophyceae, Syndiniales, Amoebophryaceae.
GGAUAAUCAAUUUUCACAUCGGAAAUCAAACGGCCUAGCCACGAAGUCAGCCUAAUCACGAAAAAACUCAUUCUCUCCUUAAAUGCUCAUGAUAUAUGAUUUCGUUCAUAACAAGAUAUCACAUGAAUUACUUGUCUAUCGCAGCGACGUUCACCGGUAUUGUUUACCUCUCAGAAGUGUAAUUCAGCCCAAUAUUUAUCGGUAAUACUUCUUGACUUUUUAUUGAAUUUUCACAACGAUCGCUAUCUGUUACAUUAAACGAACCCUGUCGCUAUCCCUAUCCCUAUACAAGAAUGAAGGUCGACGUGAUCAAAAAAGAUGGCAAGAUCAUCUUCCUCGAGGCGGGGAAUGACUUCGCGGACAUGCUGGCCAACACCUUAAAAGCCUCUCUAGGUUCUAUCGCGUCUCUGUCGGAUGCUGGUGGCUUCGGCACCCUGGCUAAGUCGAUCAGUGAGUUGCGAGACCCGGUUUUUCUGGAAGGCAACUCGUCGAAUGCGAAAAAGGUGACAUCGCUGGACAUUUCGGAAGCUUUUUCCGAUGCGGUCGAUUGUUCUCAAAUGCAGGUGCACCGCAAUUCAAGCUGCACAGUGAGCAACGAAUGGAAACGCGGAGGACAGAUGGGAUGCACCUUCACGAACAGUUCGUCGUCCUACUACUACGGAAUUUGUUUUGACGAAGUCGCCGACUUCGAGCUCUCUGUGACAGUUUCGCAAAAUGUCAAUAUGAUGCUUGGCUUCUUCCCGGUACCAGCAUUGCUGGCGAAAAAUCUAGUCAAAGAGCCCAGCAAGCAGCAUUCGGGUUUUUUUGUGCAGCCGAAGGAUGGAGGGAACGUGACUGUGUAUUCCCCGCAAGCUAAUUCUGGGUCAUAUUCCUCGCAAAGCAAGGGGACAUCAGUCUUCUGCCACAAUGAAAACGGGAAUGAAUAUGAGCUGCGCAUUCGUGUCUCCACCAAAGGUUCGGGAAGUGGUAUGCGCAUAUUUGAAGUGUCGAAGACUGCGGGCACAGAUUGGACGCAGUUAGCUUUCUCGCAGAACCUUCCGACGAGUGACAAAAAAAUUUCUCCAGCUGUUUUGUUUUGUGGGAGUGGGCAGUUCUUGAACGUAACACUGACACCGAAAAAGCCGAGCCUCUUUAUGCAUACUGUAACUAAUUGGUUACUUCCAUUUUCAGUAAGACCAUGCGAAUCUGCUGAGUAAUAUCACUCAAUAAUUCAGACGAUGGUCUUGCAGGAUGGAAAGAGCCACAUUCAUACUUCUGCAGGACCCUGUCUUUCACCCCUACUGCAAGUUUUUAAUCAGCAACAGUCUAGCCACCUGUGAAAGCUCGUCGCUCAAGGCUUUCGAAAUUCUGCGUCAGUGUGGCGCCAAGGAUGCCGACUCCGUGCAGGUAACAACAGUUACUGUCACUAAGGAGAUUCUCUGUCGCCUGAUCGCACGCGCAAUGUUGGGCAAAUCUGAUGUUCUCGAGUACGCCUUUGGUGGCGCUGCAGGCAGUGGCAGCCGUUCUAUGAGUUUGGGUCGCGGCGGCGCCUAGAGAAAGUGCAACAGCGGCGCGAUUGUUAUAAUAUGCCGCAGAGAUGACGAUGACAGUAAAGAAGUAUGAGCUUAUUGAAUUUUUCGAUAGUACACAUAAAAAAAUGGGGAGGAAAGCAAGCAAUAUCUCUUGCCUGAUCAAGGUAUAAUGUACUCGACUGACAAAUCGCCAUGAAGUAACACUUGAAGACUUUGAGCAGAGAGCUUCUAUUUGUGAAAAUCAGAAGAAAGUGAAAAUUCAAAUGAUCCAUCAAUAUCAGUGUAGUCAUUAAUCACAAGGCGGGUUACUGCUUAACCAGGUGGCUAUUGAGAUAUUUUGACUUCAAUGUUGUUUCGUGUGCGUGUGAGUGAAUCAAGACAUCUUACGCUACUGAUAGGUGUGCGUCUUUCUCAGGGCACGUAUAGUAAAUUGUCUAUCUUCACUACGAAGAAAAACGUAACGUCUAGGAAACGAUGCUUCUUGUGUCAUUUGUUUUCAAUAAGCAGCUGGCUCAUUACACAAAAGCAAAAUCAGCAACGAACUACCGAAAUAUUUUUCUACAGAUUUCUCACAUUCCAGCGAUGUUGAAGCUGACUCAUUCCUUGAAAUUUUUUUCCAAAGAUAACUUCAGUCAAGAUUUUGACUCGGGG